AUGGCGGCGGGGCCGGGAAGACUGCGGGCCGCCGGCGGGGAGCGGCCCCGCGCCCGGCGCCCCGGCCCGCGGCUCCCGAGCCCGGCGCCCCGGCCGGGCUCUGGCAGGAGGGCCGCGCAGCGGCUCGCGCGGAUGCAGGUGUGCGCGGGGAGGGCGGCACCAGGGGGCCGCGGCCCACAAAGGCCCGGGGUAAUGCCUAGCCGGGCACCGGUCCCUGUGGGGCUGCGGAGAGAGGGUGCGGGCCCCCAGGACUGCCCCUCCGACCGCGUCCGCACUCUGCGCCCGCGGCCAAGAAAGGCGGGCAAAAAGUGUGAGGCGGCUGCGGGUGGCGAAGGGGAGCAGCGGCAGCGGGAUGGCGGGCAGCACGGGAGCCUAGCCGAGCCGGGAGCCGGGGCCGCCGCCAGAGUCGCCGGAGCCGGAGCCCGAAGCCGGGAGCCCUGCAGCGCCAGCCCGCCCAGCUCGGCCGAGGGGCGUCGGUUCCCUCCUCGGUUCCCGGAAUCCAACACACUCUGGAGGUUUGUAUUGACGCGCUCCCGGCGCGGCCCAGAGGCCUUGCUCCGUUUCGGGAGCACCUCUCCGCCUAGCCGCUCCGAGGGGCCCCACCACCGGCCGUCGGUGCGCCGCGGGCCGCGGGCCCGCCGCCGAGCGCAAGCCCCGCUGGCCGCCGCCAUGCCCGCCGCGGAGCCCCCGCCGCUCGAGGACUCUGGGACUACGCCGAAGCCGAACUUUUAG
Sus scrofa (pig) is the source of this 732-nucleotide messenger RNA. The record is from RefSeq and is a predicted model, not a curated record. Lineage: Eukaryota; Metazoa; Chordata; Mammalia; Artiodactyla; Suidae.